UUCUACAACCAGGUCGCUAUGGAAAUAAAGUGACAACAUCCAACUCAGCACUGCUCUCUGUCACAUCAUCUUCCUGAAGGCACAACAACAACAAGUGCCUCGAGACAAUCCAUGAGAGAAAGAGUGCAAGAUACUAAGGCUUGUCAAUAUGACACAUCUCUUAGGACGUCAGGACUGCGUUGAAAGUCUCCGGAGAGAUUUAAUAGAUCUUCAAGGUGCUGUUCUCGAUGUCUUCUCUCGGACAGGCCCAGUUCGAUUCCCCUCCUGGAAGUUCCCAGAUAAGCUUUCUUGCAAUCUGGACCUGGUGUCGCUAUUGGAACAAUACGACUUUGUUGAUGGGGAAGAGGAAUUCAAUCAGCAUUCACAUAUUGUUUUGCUGGAGUUGGUGAUUGACAGAUUGCUGCUCCUGCUGCAAAGUUUCAAUGCCCAUGCAGAGCAGUUGAAGUUAGGACAGAAGAGAGAACACAUUCAGCAAAAAGGUCCAUGUGUAUCAAUUGGCCUUGUAGUCAGACACUAUUGGAAUAACUUGAUCCAGGUUGGCAACCUGAGGGCGUGCAUGAAGCAAGAUAUUCAAGAAGUGAUCAAAACUCCAAAAUGUGAGGAAAAUACAACUUUUUCUUCAGAAUCCUCACUUCUGAACACAAAAAGUGAUCUUUGUCCACAGUCUCCAUCAAUAGUGUCUCAGCACUGUACCUCAAGAACAGCGGCAAGCACUCCAUUGUGUCUUCCACAGAAAAUAUUAAAUGGCUCCCUCUCCUGCCCCACUCACAGAACAGCAAGCAGCAUCCCCUCCUGCCUUCCCCUUAUAUCCACGGACACUCGUAAUGUAAGUUGCCAGACAGUAGUGUCAUCCCUUGUCCCCUGUGAUGCCUGUGCUCAGGUCCAGUCCAGUUUGAGGGAGACUGGUGAUGCUCUUGUGGAGCUGUGUCGGAGUGAGGGCCUUCCCUCCUCUCUGCAGCGCCUUCUGGUGGCUGUGGAUGACACCCUGGAGCAGGGCCGUCUGACUGCAGGAGAUGUGUCCCAGUGGUCCAUAGAGCAGCGCAGGGACAUGGGCCGGGUGGGUAAGCAUCUGCUGGAGGUGCGGUCCACAGUGCAGCCUCUCAGAAACAGCCUUCAGGCAGCGGAAAGGGAACGGGAGGAGUUCAGGGCUCAGCUGGGUAGAGCACAAGAGGAACUGAAGCGUGAAAGGGCAACACACCAAGCCGGCAAAAAACAGCUGGAGCAAAAACUGCAGGAGGCCCAGGUAUCCAGGGAGGAGACAGAGAGGAGACUGCAGGAAGAACAUGAGGAGCUAAGGAAAGGCACCGUGUCCCUGGAGGAUAGCAACUCCAAACUGAAGGCAGGGAUUAGUUUGCAAAAAGAAAGGUUACACAAACUUGGUAAGGACAUACACCCCCACCCCAUGUCUGAUGUUUUAGGAGCAGAAGGAGAGAGCCCAAGUUAUCUAAUUGUUGUGAACAGAAAAACUGCGAAACAUUGUCCUUUCUUUGUCAGAGUGUGAGAGAGAUG
This is a messenger RNA of Oncorhynchus tshawytscha (Chinook salmon), 1509 nucleotides long. RefSeq names its product coiled-coil domain-containing protein 157-like. The record is from RefSeq and is a predicted model, not a curated record. The transcript is spliced from 4 exons. The coding region runs from base 149 to 1501 and encodes 450 amino acids. NCBI's taxonomy places the organism in Eukaryota, Metazoa, Chordata, Actinopteri, Salmoniformes, Salmonidae.